CCAGGAACAACAGGGGCGUAAAACUGGUAAAACCGACCGCUCCAGGUCUGACUAGCCUCUCUCUUCUCGUUCAGGACACAAUGAGCGAUUCAGAGAUUUUGCAGCUCCGCGAGAUAGACUCCACGGUCCGCAGGACCAGAGCUGAACAGAACCAGCAGCAGCGGGACAGUGAUGGGGAGGAGGCCGCUCUGAACGCGCUCCAGAGCCGCGAGCACAAGCCGCUGAUGGGCGAGAGCGCAGUGCUGAUUCUGCUGCUCGGGUUCGGGUUUCUGCUGUGGAUUCUGGUUCUGAUCUCAGACCAGCAGCUAAUCACCAGCAGCCCGGGACACUUCAGCUCCGUCCGCGCCAGGAAGCACCUGGAACAGAUCACCAGCAUCGGGCCGAGGACCGUCGGGAGUCCAGAGAACGAGAUCACCACAGUCAACUACCUGCUGGAUCAGAUCGAGCAGAUCCGGUCUGAGAGUGAAACCGGACCUCACUUCAUCAAGGUGGACAUCCAGCGGCCCAGCGGCUGCUUCUUCUACAGCUGCUACGACCGUGUAACCAACGUCGCCGUCAAACUUGAGCCAAAGACCACUGCACAGCACUUCAUGCUUGCAAAUUGCCACUUCGACUCUGUGGCCAACAGCCCCGGAGCCAGUGAUGACGCCGUGGGUUGUUCAGUAAUGCUGGAGGUUUUACAUUCUCUAGCGAAUCUCUCCACGCCUCUCAAACACGGCGUUAUCUUCCUGUUCAACGGGGCUGAGGAGACCAUGCUGCAGGGUAGUCAUGGCUUCAUUACCCAGCAUCCCUGGGCUCAGCAGGUGCGAGCAUUUGUGAACCUGGAUGCGGCAGGAGUGGGAGGGAAUGAGCUGGUGUUUCAGACAGGUCCGGAGAACCCGUGGCUGGCCCAGGCUUACGCCCGUGCCGCUGUUCACCCGUUCGCCACAGUGGUUGGUCAGGACAUUUUCCAGAGCGGACUCAUUCCUUCAGACACAGACUUCCGCAUCUUCAAGGACUUUGGGAAUAUUCCUGGAAUUGAUCUUGCGUUCAUAGAGAACGGUUUCAUCUAUCACACUAAAUAUGACACUCCUGGGCGAAUCCACACCGACUCCAUCCAGAGAGCAGGCGACAACAUCCUCUCCGUCCUCAAGCACUUGGUGAUGUCAGAUGAACUGGCGGAUUCCUCUAAAUAUCGCCAUGGUACCAUGGUGUUCUUCGACAUGCUUGGAUUGAUGAUGGUGGCAUAUCCUGCUCACGUCGGCACUGUUAUCAACUACCUGGUGGCUGUCGCCGCGGUGAUCUACCUGGGCGGGAAAUGCUUGUUAACCAGCAGUGUGGGGUGUAGGUCGGUGCGUCACAUGACCUGUGCAGCUGGCCGGUACAUGCGUGAUCUGGUGUGUGCGAUGUGUGUGCUGGUCUUGAGCUGGAUCUUCUCUCUGCUAAUGGUUCUGCUCGUGGCUUGGCUCAUCAUGCUGAUGGGCCGCUCCAUGUUCUGGUACAGUCACCUAUAUGCAGCCACCUAUCUGUAUGGACCCGCCGCUGUCGGCAUUCUCCUGCUGAUCCACACGCUGCUGAAGAACCGCUGCUACAGGAGCAUGAGUCGUGUGGAUCUGGCCGAGCUCUUCUUUGAUGGCAGUCUGCUGCUGUGGUGUUUUGUGCUGCUCUUCUUCACUCACCGUGGAUGGGGUUCAGCAUAUGUGCCCAUGAUGAUGGUGCUGUUCCCGCUUAUCAGCAAACUGCUGCUCACAAAGCUCUUCAGAGCCAGAGGAGCAUCUCUUCAGUACUCCAUCCUGUACCUGAUGGGUCUUGCUGUGCCGUAUGUCUACAUCAUGUUCCUCAUCCGGGUGGUUUUUGUGGUCUUUACACCCAUUCAGGGCCGCAGCAAAGACGAAAUCCCACCCGACAUCAUCCUGGCGUCACUUGUUACCCUGGCAACCAUAAUUCUGUCUUCCUAUUUUAUUCACUUCAUCUAUCUGUCCCACAGUACGAAGCGGGUCUUGGCUGUUCUGGGGUCAGUGUUCACGCUGAUGUUUGUUCUGGUCAGCUGUGGUCUGUUCUUCCCGUAUUCUGCCGACCCAUCCAGCCCACGACCCAAACGUGUCUUUGUCCAGCACAUCACUCGCAGCUUCCACACACUGAACGGAUCGCUGCAGAGCUCCGACUCUGGCUUCUGUAUCAGCAAUCUGGAUUACACCGGCAUGCAGCACAUCACUCCACACAUCCCACAGAUCAACGACAGCAUCAGCACACACUGUCAGGACUGGCUGCCCUACUACGGCUUCCCAAGGAAGAGCUGGUAUCUUCCGGCUCCUGAAGUCUCUCCUAAAGGUCCGCUGGAGGUCCAGCUCUUAUCCAGACAGCAGACUCAAUGGGGAACCAUCAAAAUGAGCUUUGAGGUCAAAGGUCCGAGUCACAUGUCUCUGUAUCUGCGUCCUCACGCUGAAGCGUCUCUGACUGGCUGGUCUUUCAGCGGCUGGAGGGAAAUUGGAGGGAGGUUCAUAUUUUAUACUCACGGCCUCGACGCAAUAUCCUGGACCUUCUGGAUUGAGAUCUGGACGCUCAAGUCCUCAGAGGAGUCUCCUGAUGAGGGCUUGAUCUCUCUGAUCAUCUCCGCUCAUUAUUUAUCUGGUUCAGACGGCCGUUCAGAGCCGCUCGAGUCCUUCCUGAAGAGAUUCCCAGCCUGGGUGUUCUCAUCCUCAUGGAUCAGCACGUACCACGUGUACAGAUACUGAGGGACACACAAACACACCCUCACACACUGGUUUCCUUUUUUUAUGGGGACAUUCCACAGGUGUAAGGGUUUUUCUACUGUACAAAGUGUAUUUUCUAUCCUCUUACCCUAACCCUAGACCUAAACCUACCCCUUGCACAAAACGUACGGAUUUUCAAAGCACUUUAUUAUGUGAUUUAUUAGCUUGUUUCCUAAUGGUGUUGUUUCUAAUGGUUUUGUUUCCAAAAAUGUCCCAACAAGGUUCAAAUUUUAUGGUAGAAAUAUAUUGGC
This is a messenger RNA of Carassius carassius (crucian carp), 2983 nucleotides long. RefSeq names its product endoplasmic reticulum metallopeptidase 1-like. The record is from RefSeq and is a predicted model, not a curated record. Gene Ontology annotation, biological process: proteolysis. The coding region runs from base 81 to 2714 and encodes 877 amino acids. The transcript has 15 exons. Gene Ontology annotation, molecular function: metalloexopeptidase activity. NCBI's taxonomy places the organism in Eukaryota, Metazoa, Chordata, Actinopteri, Cypriniformes, Cyprinidae.